Trichomonas vaginalis G3 is the source of this 591-nucleotide messenger RNA. Its product is annotated as meiotic mismatch repair. Lineage: Eukaryota; Parabasalia; Trichomonadida; Trichomonadidae. The record is from RefSeq and is a predicted model, not a curated record. Gene Ontology annotation, cellular component: ERCC4-ERCC1 complex; nucleus; nucleotide-excision repair factor 1 complex. Gene Ontology annotation, biological process: meiotic mismatch repair; nucleotide-excision repair; UV-damage excision repair. Bases 1 to 591 code for a protein of 196 amino acids. Gene Ontology annotation, molecular function: damaged DNA binding; single-stranded DNA binding. The transcript has a single exon.
AUGAAAAUCCCAAUUGUUAUCUCAAAUAGACAAAAAGAUAAUCCAAUGAUUGAACUACUUAAAGGAAUUCCUUGUAAUUGGAUUGAAGAUGACUGUGCUGACUAUAUUGUGGGUUCCGAUAUUGGAGUAUUGUUUUUAUCAUUAAAAUUUCAUAGACAAUAUCCAAGAUAUUUAGAAGAAAGAGUUAAAAAAUUCCAAGGUAACUUUAAAUCAAGAGUUCUUUUAACAUUAGUUGAUGUCGAAGAUCCAGAUCUCGCGAUUUCAAAGUUAACAAGGACUGCUCAAGGAAGCUAUAUGACUCUUGUUCUAGCAUUCAAAUAUGAUGAAGUUGCACGCUGGUUGAUUAGCAUGUAUAACACUCAAGAUGCAAUUUCAGAUGAACUUAAAGCAUCUAAUGAAACACCUUUUGAAACAGGCGUUAAUUGUUUGCAUGCAUUGGGAUUAUCUCGCAGAGAAGCAGAAGAACUUUUAACAACUUAUGGCUCAAUCUAUAAAUGCUUAACGACUUCAAAGGAAGAGAUCAUGAAAACAACAUCUCUUAGUGCAAAAAAGGUUGACAUGAUUUAUGAAGCUAUAAGAUCACAAUUUUAA